Periconia digitata is the source of this 3168-nucleotide messenger RNA. NCBI's taxonomy places the organism in Eukaryota, Fungi, Ascomycota, Dothideomycetes, Pleosporales, Periconiaceae. The record is from the annotation of a GenBank genome assembly.
AUGGUCUCGACGCCUGCUCGUUCUAGCUUCACCAACACAUUCGCUCGUCCGCUUUCUCGAAUUGACUCGUCAUUGCUCGCUUGCUCGCUGAUUGAUUUGCUUGCUCGCAGUCCAAUCCCUCUGCGCGACAGCCAGCUCUACUCUGCAACCUGCGCUGUUUGCACUGCCGCUGUGGCUGCCUGUUCUGCGAAACUGUCGCUGGCGCACGCCCGGUCAUCUCAACACCAUCGACGACACGACACGACAAGGCCCAAUCCGACCCAACACGACGACACAACACGUUAUUGCGUCGGCGUUGCCAUUGGGCGCUGUGGCAUCAUAUUUGACGCCAAAUCGCCCGUCGGCCAUCCUCCGAAAGAGUCGGUGAAGCAUGUUUGGCGCGUUGUGCUGUGUUUCUUGUUUGCGAAGUGGUGCGUUCAUCCCCAACUCACGUCCGCGCUCCCAGCCACCAUCACCAACCCCCCCAACCACCUCUCUUUCCCCACUGCCGUUGCGACCAGCAAACCACCCCUAGGGUCCUGUCCCUGCACCAAACUCUGUCCCUCUAACAGUCUUUCUACCAGGCAUUGCUGCAUUCCGCCAGCGCUCCCGCUAGACCAGUCCGCCCACCAUCGCGGAGGCACACAUUCUCAACCAAACCAAACCACACCACACCACUCCAUCCAGUCUGGGCCCGCCGAAUUGACGUCCCCGCUCCCCUCCUCGCCCACCCUGUACCAAUCUACCUUUCCCGUUCCUGACGAGACCCACGAUCACGAUCCACGCUUUCACGACCCGCCCUUUGUAUCGUCGUUGCAACGCCAGCAGCAGGCUGCCGAGGAUUUCUUGCGCACCCAGCACAACUUGUCCCGGGUUUCAUCCUCGUCCCCUUCCAGUCAAGGAAGCGAAGCUCCUAGCCCACACCCAAAUCCCAAUCUCCAGGAGACUCGCCCAUCCUUUGGCUCGCCCUCGCCGCUGCCACAACGCGCAGUCCGCUUUGCCGAAAGUUCCCCGCCAGCCCAUCCCGCGCUACGCAUCUCGCGCCGGACCGCAUCUGCGAUUAGAUUUGUCUUGGAAGAGGCGCUUCGCGUACCCCACUCUUUCACGCCAGAUCUGGUGGAAGAAACCGCAUCCAUGGCCGAUCUGGGGGGCAACGGGCGUGCUGCCAACGGCGGCGCACGAGCUGGCGGUCCUGUACCAGUUACGCAGUCUGAUCGUCCCAACAUUCGAACGCCGCAGAUGAUCAUGAACGAGCGUCGUCAACGGGAAGCACGCCGAGAGGCAGAUGCACGUGCUGCCGAGGAACAACGGAUAGCUGAGGAAGAGCGACGGAGAAGUGCAGAACGAAGAGUCCAAGCUGCUGGCGUUGCAGGUACGCCCAUGACAACGUCAGAUUUGCCGUCCCAGAGGCCCAUACAAGUUGGCACUGGAUCAGGCGGCGAGGGGUACAGCAACUACCCACCAACUGCAGGAGGUACACAAAGACAGCCAGAAAGGGUUGUACCUGUAUCUACCGCAUCCUCAAUCCCCCCCGUUUCGAAUCGCCCUCAGGAUACCACCUCCGGGGCGCAGCACAGGAGACCAAGGGCGAACUCUCAGUCGCAGCAACAACCCCAGCCUGUCCAGCAACCCGCUCUCGGUAGUGCAGGCGAAACGCGACGUCCACCUGCUACGCAGCAUUCGAGACGUCCAUCGGUGCCCGUUGGCUCGUCUCAGGCUGGGCCGUCAACAGCUGCACCUCCGUCAGCCCCGCAAGCAGGAUCAUCAUCUGGACAAGCUCGUCAAUCCACCACUUCGACAUUCCCGCAUGCAUUUGAACGAUGGGAAACACUUUCUUCCCACUGGGAAGGUCUCACUUCGUAUUGGAUACGAAAAAUAGAGCAGAGCACAGAUGAGGGCCGCCGUGACCCUCUGAACACCCAAUACACUCGGCAAAUCAAUGAUCUCUCUGCUGCUGGGGCUAACUUGUUUCACGCUGUCGUGGAAUUGCAGCGGCUUCGAGCUUCAUCGGAACGUAAGUUCCAGAGGUGGUUCUAUGAGCACAGACAGGAGCAAGAGCGCGCACAAGAACGUGAAGCACAACUGGAAAACGCGUUAAGAGUAGAACGUGAGGCCCGGACAGUAUCAUCGUCGGACUUUGAUCGCAUUGUCACGGAGAAAAAAAAUGCCGAACGCAUGGUGCAAGAAAUGCGACGGGAACUGCAAAUUUCCAAGGAGGAGGCACGACGAGCUUGGGAGGAACUCGGGCGGCGUGAGCAAGAAGAGCGCGAUCGCACCUUCUCACUACGAGACGGUCAGCCAACCGUGAUAGGUGGUGUUCAAGUUGUUCCCAUGGCUCAAGGCAUGGGCAGGCAUGGCAGUGUCUCGCAACGUUCACAUGGCGGCGACGAUGCCUAUGCAGGAACUAGUGGAAGUCAGAGCAUCGAACAACAAUACUCCUAUGAGGGGGCUCAGUCGCCAACGGAUACAGACCCUUUCACAGAAGGCCGCCAUAGGAGUCACGCGCAGCACGAGCCUGAUGUUUCCAUGGUUGGGCAAGGUGCGUAUGUCCCCUCGGGGGCUGCGGCUUCAUCAUCUCGUCAGCCCAGUGCAUCUCGUCCCACCGAACAAUCUCAUGUGCCUGCACCUUUGCAUCCACAACGCGCCGCUACUUCGGCUUCCCAACCCUCACCGCAACUACCUACCUCGUCGCAACCAGAAGCCUUCUACAAACAACCAGAAGCAUACCUACAUCGAGAGUCCAUCACCAGUAUGCCUGAAGACGAGAUGUCCGGUGUCGCAUCGCAUGGAGAUGUUACAUCUGAAGGCGACGAAGAGUACGCUAUCGACGAGUAUGGCAACUAUAUCCUUGACACCUCAGGCCACCGUGUGCCAUUCCGUGCACUGCGGCAAGAGGAGUCUGAUGAGUUCGACGUGCAAGAAGCUCGUCGUCGCGAACUCGAGCAUCUGCAACGUUAUGGCACCGCUGCUUCCGACCCUAGUCGAUAUGCUACUACUUCAAGCGCAGGGCCUACACAUCAAGGUCAUGCGACAUCGAGCGCUCCUGACUACAGCGGUUCCGACUACGGCAGCGAGUGGGUGAAUAUGAGACAUCACCAUCCUACACGGCUCAGCGAUGUCAUGGAAGAAGAUGAGAGGAGCAGGACCUCACCUAGCCGAGCCAGCCAGACGAGCCGAGGAAUCUUUUAA